AGAAAGAGGGAGAAUUAAAGAAAGAAUUCUCCUUUCCAAGAACUAUUUGAAAAACCCACCUCAUUUAUUUUCAAUCUCAGACAAAGAAUUGUCAGGAGUUAGAAUCUCCAAUGGCAAAACUCAGAGACUUUUUUUGCUUUCUGAGGUCUUAACCAUCCAAAGUCAUGAGAAGUCCCUUUAAAAAAAAAAUGAAAUACUGUAUUGUGAAUCUUGAAAUCUGAAACCGAGAAACAGAAUUGCAGGGGAAAGAAGGAGGAAAACCUUGAACUCUUCCAGACAAUUGCUUCCAGGGGAGUUUCAGAAAGAAAAAAGAAGCAGCAAAAAGCAGAGCAGAACUUUGAAUGGCUUAUUUGUGAGGAGAUUUCAGGAACUUUCUGAAGACCAUUCUUUCCUCUUUUCUGGAUAUAAUGGCUAUUGUGGAGCAAAGAGCCCUUAGGAUUGGCUUCAAGUGUCUCUCUUUAGCUACUUUUGUGCUUGUUUGUGCUGGACAAGGUGGAAAUAGGGAGAAUGGGGGUCCCGCCUGCUAUGGAGGAUUUGACCUAUACUUCAUUUUAGACAAAUCAGGAAGUGUCCUGCACCACUGGAAUGAAAUCUACUAUUUCGUGGAACAUCUGGCCCAUAAAUUUAUAAGCCCUCAGUUGAGGAUGUCAUUUAUAGUGUUCUCAACUAGAGGUUCAACCUUAAUGAGGCUAACUGAAGACAGAGAACAGAUUCGCCAAGGCUUAGAAGAGCUACAAAAAGUCCUGCCUGGAGGAGACACAUACAUGCAUGAAGGGUUUGAAAGGGCCAAUGAGCAGAUUUAUUAUGAAAAUAUUCAAGGCUACCGGACUGCCAGUGUCAUCAUUGCUCUGACAGAUGGAGAACUUCAUGAAGAUCUUUUCUUUUAUGCAGAGCAAGAGGCUAACAGAUCCCGAGACCUUGGUGCAACUGUCUACUGUGUUGGGGUGAAAGAUUUCAAUGAAACCCAGCUGGCUCGAAUUGCUGACAGCAAGGACCACGUAUUUCCUGUAAAUGAUGGCUUUCAAGCUCUGCAAGGAAUCAUAGACUCAAUUUUGAAGAAAUCAUGCAUUGAAAUUUUGGCAGCUGAACCUUCAAGUAUAUGUGCAGGAGAAUCAUUUCAAGUUGUUGUGAGAGGAAAUGGAUUUCGUCACGCCCGCAAUGUGGACAGAGUACUCUGCAGCUUCAAGAUCAAUGAUUCAGUCACGCUCAACAAGAAGCCUUUUACUGUGGAAGAUACUUAUUUGCUCUGUCCAGCUCCCAUCUUAGAAGAAGUUGGCAUGAAAGCUGCACUUCAGGUCAGUAUGAAUGAUGGCCUCACCUUCAUCUCAAGCUUUGUCAUCAUCACCACCACACAAUGUUCAGAUGGUACCAUCCUGGCAAUCUCUCUGCUGAUCCUCUUCCUGCUUUUGGUCCUGGCUCUUCUCUGGUGGUUUUGGCCGCUUUGCUGUACAGUGAUUAUCAAAGAGCCUCCUCCAGUCCCAGUAGAGGAAAGUGAGGACGAAGAAGAGGAUGGAUUACCUAAGAAAAAGUGGCCAACAGUAGAUGCUUCUUAUUAUGGCGGUCGAGGAGUUGGAGGCAUUAAGAGGAUGGAGGUUCGAUGGGGAGAAAAGGGAUCUACAGAAGAAGGAGCCAAGCUAGAGAAGGCCAAGAAUGCCCGCGUCAAGAUGCCAGAGCAGGAGUAUGAAUUCCCUGAGCCUCGAAAUCUCAACAACAACUUACGCAGGGCUUCUUCUACAAGGAAGUGGUAUUCGCCAAUAAAGGGAAAACUUGAUGCCUUCUGUGUCCUGAUACGGAAAGGUUAUGACCGGGUGUCAGUGAUGCGCCCGCAGCCUGGUGAUACGGGACGAUGCAUCAAUUUCACUCGAGUAAAGAACCAACCACCUGCCAAGUAUCCACUGAACAAUGCCUAUCGACCCCCUUCUCUGCCUCCUGCCCCCAUUUAUACUCCCCCACCUCCUGCUCCCCUCUCAACUCCCCCACCCCCUAGCUCUCCCACCCCACCAACACCAAACCCACCUUCCAUACUUCCCCCGCCCCCUCAUGCCCCACCGCCAAACCGAGUGCCACCCCCCUCUCGCCCCCCACCUCGGCCUUCUAUCUAGAAUCCAGAAUUCAUCCUUUCAGUUCUCAGAUGCCUUGGGGACAAAAGCCCCUCUGCAGUAUUAUAGCAUACACUUUAAAGUCAAAGAGGGCUUUCCCCCCAAUGGGUGGCAAUCAAAAAAAUCACAUACAUACUUUUUUAAAAUUCAGAAGCAAUAAUAAACUGAUAACUUCAGGGUCAGCCAAAAGCCAAAGAGAAAAUUUAAAGUGCCUUUUAAAAAGCAAGCUGGCAGAGUGACAAUAAAAAGAAUGUUGUUAUCUAAUCUUCACCUCUGGAAGGAGGCCAUUAUGAGAUUCCCCUCACCCCACCCCCAGAGUCAGAAGAGAAUUAGCAUGUUCUUCUAAUUAUCAGGAUGUAAUCCUAUAUUUCAUGGACUCAUUCACUGUAUUUCAAUGGCCUAAAUGGGAAUAGAUCCCAUGGAGACUCACAAGGAAGUCAUUUCCUCAAAAAUGAAAUGUGACAUGUGAUUAGAAACCAUAUUCCUGGAAUUCUCAAUGAGUUCUUCCCAACUCUACUGCACCCCAUGCCUACUUUAGCCUUGAGACUUCAGGAAUUAAAUAAUCAUUUGACUCUUGCAGAGUUGUAACACAUCUUCUCAAUCAAAGCAGGGUUUUGUUUUUGUUUUAUAUUGAUUUCUAGCAAGAAUCAGUAGGCAUAGAAGUUUGAAACUCCAUUAGUGGGUAUCUGAGAAGUGUACCCUCAAAGAGGCAUCAGACCAGAAGAGUUACAAUGAAGUGGAAGCAAGUGUUUGUUGAUAAGAGUUGGAUAUGUUACUUUGUAGAAGUGGAAAUUAAAUUUAAAGUGUCGUUCAGAGGAGAAUCAGCAUGUGUAUAAAAGGGGAACAAGUAGCUUCAAAAAUAGAAUGAACCCCAGAAUGGUAGAGCUGCAAGAGACCAAAUUCUUCAUUUUACAUAUAAGGAAACUGAGGCUUACAAAAGUUCAGUAACUUUUCCAAGUCACAUAGAUACUAAAUAUAGAUAAUAAGCCAAGAGUCAGAUCCAGGUCCUCUUGAUUGUAAAUCCAGUGCUUUUUCCAUUUAAAUAGACUUUGUACAUGGCCAAGAAAUUACUCAGGAAAGGGAUCAACCAUUUCAAUUGCAUUGAAAAAGUUCUUCUCAAGACCUGUGGCUCAUGAGGAAUUAGGAAUACCCCAACUUUCAAUCAAAUAGCUCCUCUUUCUUAGCCCUAAUAAUUUAACAACUUUCAUUUAUGUCCAGAAUCACAGGUUAGCUAGGCUUGCAGAGAUGUGUGGCAUGAAAAAAUAAUCCAUUUUGAAUUUAUUUUCACAAAUUGAAAUUAUCUUCCCAAAAGGUAAUCAUUAGGACUGGUUCCCAUAAUACCAUCAAUUUUUUAAAGUUUUCAUUUCAGAGCUGGGAUUUAAACUGAACCUUUAAUUUAUAAAUGAUUACAGGGUAGGUUUGGGGGAAGUAGAGGGGUAGGAUAGAAGAAGAGGCAUGGGGGAUGUUUGCUGUUGGAAAAGGAUUAUUCCCAAGCCCUUUGAGUAAUAUGAAUACUAUGAAAGUGUUUUAUGUAUAUAUAUAUAUAUAUAUAUAUAUAUAUAUAUAUAUAUAUAUAUAUUUCUUUUCUAGUGUCCAAGAUAAUCACAUCCAUUCAUUAUCUGUUAGCCAAGGUGAGGUCAGGCCAGAUGUGCUAUGUAGAAGUAGGUCAGUAAGGAAUGCACUGCCUGCAAUUUCACAAACAGGCCUUGGGCCCACCCAGCUCUAUGGCCUAACCUAGAAAGGGCUAUAAGUUAACUUUAUGAACAUCUGCCUUCGUUACACAAUGCCAGAAGUCAGGAUAGCUCCCAUUGAUAUUCCUUCCCCCUACCCAAUUUUCCUUCUCUUUUCCUCCAGGCUGAGAUUAUUACAUAAUUAUACUUAGGCAUUUUAAUGUGAGGAGGACACAUCUUUUCAAAAUAACUCUAACCUCAAAUAAUUUACUGUGAUAGCUGAAAUUCCUACUAUUCACUUCUUUUGGUACCAUAAUAUUACCUGGGAAUUUCACAUUAAAAAUUUGACUUAGAUUAGCUAAGAAUCCAUUAUUUCACUGGGGAAUGUGGAAUUUGUAAUCUACCUGAUGUAUAGUAAUUAAGUCCUAAGAACUACCCAAAGUACAUAGAGAUUAAGUGACUUUCCUGGGGCUAGAUAACUGCUAAAUCAAAAUUUCAUGUAGCUAUUAAGUCAGUGAAUUGAACUAAAGUGUUCUUGAUUCUAAACCCAAUAUGCAUUCCAAUAUAUUGCGUCUGUUGUUUGAACUAAUAUAUCAAAUUAUACUCACAAUCCUAAAAAGUCAUCUAACCCCCAUGUUUUACAAAAGUAAUCUUCCCAAUUUUGCCUAGAGCUAGCCCUGCCUCUUUGGAAAUCAUAGAAUAUCAGUUCUAAAAGGGACUUCAGAGCAGAAACUAAAGACUAUCAGAGCUAGAACUUGAAAUUCAGUAUCAGAAGUGAAAAGAACCUUAGAAAUGAUUAACCCAAAUUCCUCCACAGUUGAAAACUGAAGCCCAGAAAGGGGUCAUGGUUUAUCUAAAAAGAGAGUGAAAGUCAAGAUCUAUUGUCUACUCACUCCUAUCCCAGGACCCCUGCUAUGACACCAUGCUGCCAUAUACCCUACAAGGAAUUUUUCAGGAUUUCCUUUACCACAGGUUUCAAAACGUUUGGCAGAUUGUUUUUCCCCUUUCCCAUUUCCAGAGCAAACUUCGCCUUCUGCUUUUUAUAAACAUCAUUUUGGAAGCCAGACGUUCCAAUGCUAGCCACAGUGAUAUCACUGAACACUGGAUCUCACAUAUCAGCUGUCAUAUUUUGUAGGAAAGGAAACCUCUCAAGGACUCCCAAGCCCUUGAGGUUGAAGAUAAUCAGCCCCAUCAAACUGUUUUGUCUGCUGGCAGCACAGAACAGUAUCUUUUCCCAUCACCCAAGUGGUAGUGGUCCCUGCCACAGCAGUAGCAAACACUUCUCUUCUUCUUCAAUGGGCUGCCUAGUACAACCCUUCUAGUAUUGGUGCUAGAGAUUUCAGAAGUAGGGAUAAUGCCCUUCCUCAAAAGCAUGUUUCCCCUGAUCUAUGUCAGCCAUCUUUUUUGGUGUACCAAAGUGCACAGUAUUUGUGCUGUGGGAAUGUGGAAUAAUCAGUCUCACAAAGGAUUGUCAGUGUUUGUUCUUCAAAUGUGAAAUUAAAAAAAAACAACUUUGUGAAAAUGACCUUCCUCCAAAAAAAUAAUAAAUAAUGUAGCAAUGAUGUCACAUGAUGUCCCCAGUCAUUCAGAAUGGCUGGGUGUGGGGAAUGGGAAUUUAUAUACACUGUAGUGAUUGAACCUGUGUUUUAAAAAGCUAUUAAAUACAGAAAAGUCAUCAACCAUUUUGUAAAACCUGUCAGGACAUACUAGAAUCAGCAUUUCUAUAUGAAAGAAGCAAAGGAUAUACAAUUAUGAUCAUGAAAAUAAACAAAAUGAUUUUCAAAGCCCAUGUUGGAGUCCAGUUCCAAAUUCAUGUUGUAUAUAUUCUUAAUGCAUGCUUACCAUAUGUUAGAUGGAAGCAUUUCCUAUCCAAUGUGGAUAAAGAGAACGGUUGUAGUAAAUUAUUAUAAAGUCAGUGAUAUUUCACGGCAGGUACCAAGCUGUGCUUGUUUGUUGUCUCAUGAUUGUAUUGCUUUUUUUAUAUAAAUGUACAAAUAUUUACUAAAGGGACGAGAACCUAUUUUGCAUAAUAUUAAUUGGGAUGGACUGUUAGUCCCAAUCUGCCUUUAACAAGUCAAACUAGCUUGUGUGUAGCCUGGGAUUUAGGGAUAUCAACAUGUGUCAUAAUCACAUACCAGCUUUACCACCUAAAAGUCCUCAAACUUUUUAAAUAGGAGGCCAGUUCACUGUCCCUCAGACUAUUGGAGUGCCGGACAAUGGUAAAAACAAAAACUUUGUUUUGUGGGCCUUUAAAUAAACUUCAUGGCCCUGGGUGAGGGGGAUAAACGUCCUCAGCUGCCGCAUCUGGCCCGCCAGAUGCCCGCAGACGUACUUUGAGGACCCCUGUAAUUAAGUCAUAAGGGCUUGAAUAGAUAAAUGGAAGGGUUAA
Sarcophilus harrisii (Tasmanian devil) is the source of this 6158-nucleotide messenger RNA. RefSeq names its product ANTXR cell adhesion molecule 1 (gene ANTXR1). Gene Ontology annotation, cellular component: membrane. Gene Ontology annotation, molecular function: signaling receptor activity. The coding region runs from base 408 to 2102 and encodes 564 amino acids. The transcript has 18 exons. Lineage: Eukaryota; Metazoa; Chordata; Mammalia; Dasyuromorphia; Dasyuridae. The record is from RefSeq and is a predicted model, not a curated record.